UUUUUUUUUCCCCAGUCACUCUUCUGUGUUUAAAUACCAAAUAUAGCCUCUUGGGGGGGAGGGGAUGGAAAUCUCUUAGAAGAAUUUGAAAUCUUGCUCGGAUUCGGCAGUGCUGGUGUUGCACGGCCCGGCAGAAGGAUCGCGGAGGCGGGGGAGAGAAGGGGAGAUGCUCGGCUCUCGCUGACUGGCGGCAGGACUAGAGAUUUCCCACUCCUCGGGAAGCCCGAAGGUUUGUUUGCUAUCAAACUGUUGUUUCUCCCCUCUUCCUCUUCUGGGUCACGCUAAAUCCCUCAGCGUUAUUAAAGAAAACCGAAGUGUUGCCCACGUGUAGCUGGUGGCUUCCUUUUUUAAGGUAGUUUUCAUCAAGAAACUGGCAAAACUUCCUCCCUUCACCCGGAGGCUUUUGAGGUUUGAAACUGAAAUGGAGCUACUUUUCUCCCAAACACUACAUGUUGUCUAAGGGGAGCCAGGACGAAAACACCGUGUUUACUGAUUUCGAUCCGACUCCCCGACCCUCGGCACCCACGAGGGAUGCUUCACGGAGCUUGAUGUGGAAAAGCGAAGUUGGAGUGUGCUCAGAGACUUCGUCGUGUCCAGCGGCUUAAUUGUUGACUUUUUUUUUUUUCAAAGUGGAUUCGUAGCAUACUUUUAUGAAUUAAAUUUUGUCACCGUUUGUACAGAAGCCAAAUGACACGUGUGUUUUGAAACACGGUUCCAAAUACAUCCAUCCCUCAACCCGGAUUCUCGCUAGAAAGAGCCGGAGGGAGAUCGUCAGUGUCUAAAGAAAUCUGAUUCUACUGUUUUAUGAACAUUAUCUGCUGCAGAAAUGUUGCUAUAGAUUGCUUUAUAACGGUUCAGCAAGAAGGGAGAUUUUCCAGCUUGCAGGACCCAGGAAACUGGCUGCUUAAAGUCACUUAAAUGUUUUAACAGCAUUGGAAAAUGGGAGCUGCUACUAAGUUGGCGUUCGCUGUUUUUCUUAUCUCUUGUUCUUCAGGUGCCAUACUUGGCAGAUCAGAAACACAAGAGUGUAUCUACUACAAUGCUAAUUGGGAAAAAGAUAAAACAAAUCGCAGUGGUAUUGAACCUUGUUAUGGUGAUAAAGAUAAAAGACGACACUGUUUUGCUACAUGGAAGAAUAUUUCUGGAUCAAUUGAAAUUGUGAAGCAAGGUUGCUGGCUAGAUGACAUCAAUUGUUAUGACAGGAAUGAUUGCAUAGAGAAGAAAGACAGCCCUGAAGUGUUUUUCUGUUGUUGUGAAGGCAACAUGUGUAAUGAACGUUUUUUCUAUUUUCCAGAAAUGGAGGUCACGCAACCAACUUCCAAUCCUGUAACACCUAAGCCACCUCUGUUCAAUACCUUGCUUUAUUCGUUGGUGCCUAUAAUGGGAAUUGCAGUGAUUGUGCUCUUUUCAUUUUGGAUGUACAGACAUCACAAGCUAGCGUAUCCUCCAGUACUCGUUCCAACCCAAGAUCCUGGACCUCCACCACCUUCACCGUUGAUGGGUUUGAAGCCAUUGCAGUUACUAGAGAUCAAAGCUAGGGGAAGAUUUGGUUGUGUAUGGAAAGCUCAACUACUAAAUGAGUAUGUUGCAGUCAAAAUAUUCCCUAUUCAGGACAAACAGUCAUGGCAGAAUGAAUACGAAAUUUACAGUUUACCUGGAAUGAAGCAUGACAAUAUUUUGCAGUUCAUUGGUGCAGAGAAACGAGGCACUAGCAUUGAUGUCGAUCUCUGGUUAAUUACAGCAUUUCAUGAAAAGGGUUCAUUAACAGACUUUCUCAAGGCUAAUGUGGUCUCUUGGAAUGAGCUAUGUCAUAUCGCCCAAACUAUGGCUAGAGGCUUGGCUUAUCUUCACGAGGAUAUACCAGGGCUAAAAGAUGGACAUAAACCUGCCAUCUCACAUAGGGACAUCAAAAGCAAGAAUGUGCUGCUGAAAAAUAAUCUUACAGCUUGUAUUGCUGAUUUCGGUCUAGCUUUAAAGUUUGAGGCUGGAAAGUCUGCAGGGGAUACACAUGGACAGGUUGGUACACGAAGGUAUAUGGCUCCUGAGGUACUAGAAGGUGCUAUAAACUUCCAAAGGGAUGCGUUUUUGAGAAUAGAUAUGUAUGCCAUGGGAUUAGUCCUCUGGGAAUUGGCAUCACGCUGUACUGCCUCAGAUGGCCCAGUAGAUGAGUACAUGUUGCCAUUUGAAGAAGAAAUUGGCCAGCAUCCCUCCCUUGAAGACAUGCAGGAAGUCGUAGUUCAUAAAAAGAAGAGACCCGUUUUAAGAGAGUGUUGGCAAAAACAUUCUGGAAUGGCGAUGCUUUGUGAAACCAUAGAGGAGUGCUGGGAUCACGAUGCGGAAGCCAGGUUGUCAGCGGGUUGCGUAGAAGAACGGAUUAUUCAGAUGCAAAAAUUAACUAACAUUAUAACAACAGAGGACAUUGUGACUGUGGUCACAAUGGUGACAAAUGUUGACUUUCCUCCCAAAGAAUCCAGUCUAUGAUAGUUGCACUGGUCGUGUCACUGACCGCCGGGACUCUUCACUGGAGCUGCUAAAGCUAACGGGACUGCUUACGUCAUUACUGUUUUCUGUGUGAAAAGAAUGGUAAGUCUCUCUGGAACAUCACCAAGAGGUGUUUCUCCUUUAUUUUCCCCUUCCUCCUCCCAGACAUGGAUCCAUGAGACUUUUUGCAUUCCCUGCUUACACCCGAAGGACACGUGACUGAGAAGCGGUAACAUGCUGUUGAGGAACUUAAAUGAAGAAUACGGACCCGUACCGGCUAAUCAAGCGUUUUAAAAACUGACAUCAGAUUUCUUAAUACCUGUCAGAAGAGACUAAUUCCUUAAAUGAACUACUGUUAUUUUUUUUAAAUCAAACAUUUCAUUUCAGAUUUAAAAAAAGGGUAACUUGUUUUUAUUGCAUUUGCUGUUGUUUAUAAAAAUGACUAUUGUAAUGCCAAUAUGACACAGCUUGUGAAUGUUUAGUGUGCUGCUGUUCAGUGUACAUAAACAAAAGUAAUCAAGUGGGAUAUAGCAACGAGGCUUCCAAGUAUUACUUAACCUCCCUCAACAAGGUAUACCUCAGUUCCACCUCUGCUAAAUUAUGAGAUUGACAACACUAACAAAUUUGAAUAAUAAAUUGAUCCAUGUUUUGUAAAUGAUGUAUUUCAAAUUCACUGUGUUAUUUAAAAAGGGUAAGCUAUGCUUCAUGCCAACAGUAAAUGGCCAUUCCUAAAGCAGUGUUUUUAGCCUUUUCUUGUACUAGCUUGUUGUGUAUAAAAAAAAAAAACAAACAAACCAGUGCUGUUUAUUGAAACAAAAUUUUCCUUCCUCUUUCAGUUUAAAGCUUUUCUCUUACCUCCAUUUCCCGGAAUAUCUCGUACAUUUAUUUAACUGAACACUAUUUAGGUUUGCUGUGUCUGAGGAAUAUUUGAAAACUUAAGCAUGACUUUUUUUUUUAAUUUUCUGUGAGCUAUGACACUGGAAAGCUCUGAAUCCUUGUUCUUUUUUUAAAAAAGUCUUUUUCCUAUUUAUGUUUGUGGAAAGGUCUGCCUAGCGUGUGUUCUGUUUCACUAAACAGUAUGCAGUGGGUUCUGUAUCGCUGUUUCAGGAUCACCUCAGGAAGCUCAGCUACCCCGAAUUCCUUCCUCUCUGCUUUGAGAUCUGCAACUGCACUCCACGUAAAGCUUGGUGCCAUCUUGCCAGAGUACUGCUUAAUGUCUGCGAUACGUAGGUUUCUCCUAGAAUCAUACGAAAAAUUCUAGCCACAGAUUUCAGAUUAUACAUGCUUACAAAUUUCAGGGAUGAUUUAGUGACGCUUGCAACUUAAAAUACGCAAUGACAGUUUGGAGGUAACGAAUACCGACGGCCGUAGCACAGACUCGCAGAAAAUGAGGAAAACCAUUGAAACUGCUUUCACAACUCCAACCUUCUUUUUGAGUUUAGGAAGUCAUGCCUUAUAUUCAAAUUACGGAGUGGCUGGUAGGUAGGUGCCAAAGUGCUUCUGAGAAGUACCGUUUCGCUACGUUUAUUUGAUCCUUCACACAAACUUCCAAGUAAAAUAAAUCUUUCAAACCUCCAGAGGACAGAACCGACGAUAGCUGGUAGUACGCUGUGUAUUUCAUCAUUGUUUUCUUUGGUUUUACACCACGCGUUCAAUGUCUUUCGAAAGAAGCUUUUAAUGUUGCAGUUAGGAGCUCACUGUGAAUGUUACCUUGAAAAUUGAUCUGUACGGCCACAGGAUACUCUGUUUUACAUGUGCGUGAACUCAGUCUCUGGGAAUAGUAAGAGACGUUACGGCUAAACAAGACCUUGGCAGGGAGGGGAGGAAAGGUCUCCAUCUACCACCCCGUGCUGGCUGUCUUGCUGUUCGUCACGUGUGUGCCCGAGGUUUCAGGUAGCUGAAGAGCCCUGCUCUAAAGGGUCAUGGUGCUGUAGGGCGCAACGCGGUGGUGUUCAGCUUGGCUAGAAGAAGAAAGAAACCUAGGCUGCGGCUGCUUCUUCGAUUGACACUUUCGUUUUGCUUCCAUUUUUUAAGCCAGGGAUGUGACUUUACGCACGCAGCAGGAUGCGAACGUAGCUGCUGAGUUCUGAACAAACAAGAAUCCGUUCGUACUUCACUGAAGACCUCUGUGCUCCCCAUGAGUUUUAACCCCUUUACUAGCAAAAUUGGAGUUAGAUUAUGAAACCAUCUGUAUUUGUUACUCGAGAUCUGAUGCAAAAAUUGGUCACGUAUAAAAUGUGCAUCAUCUGUGUAUUAUCCUUUACACUUCAGCUACCGCGGGUUCUUGCAGCAGAGCGGUGGGCACUCGGGUGUCGCUCGUGCACUUCACGCUGCAAACAGCGCAGGGCCCUCGCUAACCUCACAGCAGGAAAACUGAGAGAACUUACCUCCGCGUUUUAAAACUGCCUCUGGCCAUCCCCCGUUGUUUAAAUAUUGUACUACUGCGAGUUUCCCGAUUGUUAACGGCAUAAUUUAGUGUCACUGUGAAAAGGAUGUUCGUGGUAUAAAUGUUUUUUAAUUGGCAACAGUAACAUCCCCAGAGCUGUUCUGGUACAGCUGCUCUCGCAGGGCGUUCUGAUGUGUAUUUUUGUGUUACUUCAGUGCGCGAGUUGGGAAGGUGCCCCAGCCAGCAGCGCUUUGCAAGUGUAAAUGAGGGCAGGAUUCAGCACGAUCGACACCAGUGGAAGUAUUUUGGCAUUGUUUACUAGCAGGCAGUGACUGUUGUCCCUUUACGCCCUGUAGUGACGUGGCGGGUGAGCUCCGAAGGGUCACCCUGUCCUGUGGCUCGUGAGGAACAGCUGGUCCCUUGCUCUUAACUUUCAGUGAAGUCUGCUGAAAGGGCGACCGCGGAUCUGCCGCAGGACUGGUAAAGGAGCUCCUUCCUGGCCUUGCCAGAAGUUUAAGCCCCGUGUUACUUUUAGAGGGUAGGGAGCUUCUGCAUCGUGUCCUGCGGGACUCUGUACUUAGGACUACAGGUACCGUAGGGUUUCAGAGCAGAGACCGUGCCUCGCAGUUGUUGGAGUUGUUGAACUAGCGCUGUCACUGGUGGUGGUGGUCUGAAACUGCACCGCGAGGGCCGAGAUCCGCCACCUCAAACCUUCUCUCCCAGAUUUUAAGAAGUCGGUGUGCUUUUCAAACACCGCCUUGCGGUACAACCAGACGGUAAUAAGACAUUUCCCGUUCGCGUUAGCAUCCGACAGAGUAAGUAGGGUUACCAGUUUGCUUUGUCCAGCUUCUCCUUUUUAACCUAUUUACUUUUAUUAGGAACACUUGGUACAAAAUGCAGAAAGCUGCGAUAUAUGUUCACGGGCAAAACGAUUCAAGUAGCAUCCUUGAUGGAACAUCAUUUACCUCAGAUACUCAACCAGCAGUACCUUUUUUUUUUUCCUUUUAUUUUAUUUUUUUUAACGCCGUUUCAGUCCAUAUACUAUUCGUUACCUCUCAAGAUUUUGGUAAGCAAUUAUUUUAACUUUACUCUUCGUAUUUGUCAGUGUUUUGGGCACAGGUUGUUGUACUACUGUCAAAAGGUACUUGCUGUUUUUCUGCAAGUACUAAAAACAAACCAACCCCCCCUCGCCCUCAAUAAAGUGAUUGUUAAAUAUUGUACAAAUAAAAAUGUAUACUCUUUCUCCCCUAUUCCCCCAAAAAAGUUAAAAUAAAAAAUGUGACUACUCUGACUUGCA
This is a messenger RNA of Aptenodytes forsteri (emperor penguin), 6164 nucleotides long. RefSeq names its product activin A receptor type 2A (gene ACVR2A). The coding region runs from base 940 to 2481 and encodes 513 amino acids. The record is from RefSeq and is a predicted model, not a curated record. Gene Ontology annotation, cellular component: plasma membrane; activin receptor complex. Gene Ontology annotation, biological process: protein phosphorylation; cellular response to growth factor stimulus; activin receptor signaling pathway. Gene Ontology annotation, molecular function: ATP binding; activin binding; activin receptor activity. NCBI's taxonomy places the organism in Eukaryota, Metazoa, Chordata, Aves, Sphenisciformes, Spheniscidae. The transcript is spliced from 11 exons.